Molecule: messenger RNA, 1089 nt
Organism: Cladophialophora psammophila CBS 110553
Lineage: Eukaryota; Fungi; Ascomycota; Eurotiomycetes; Chaetothyriales; Herpotrichiellaceae
Exons: 1
Coding region: 1-1089 (362 amino acids)
Biological process (GO): zinc ion transmembrane transport
Cellular component (GO): plasma membrane
Molecular function (GO): zinc ion transmembrane transporter activity
Source: RefSeq, a predicted model, not a curated record
AUGACCGUUGAUGUUGACAUACGCACAGCAUGCUCCUUUCCUAUCAUCGCUCGCCGCUUUCCCAAACUCCCCAUUCCGCACCGCUUUCUCUUCCUCUCCAGGCAUUUCGGUACAGGUGUCCUCAUCGCAACGGCAUUCAUCCAUCUCCUCCCUACCGCAUUUAUAUCCAUGACCGAUCCUUGUCUGCCGGACUUCUGGACACAGACAUACCCGCAAAUGCCCGGGCUUAUUGCCAUGUUGUCGGUAUUCAUGGUAGUGGGCAUUGAAAUGUUCUUUGCAAGCAAAGGGGCCGGACACAGUCACGCGGCUGAGUGGGAAAAGAUUGCCCGAGAACAGUCCACAGGAGAAGGAGGAUCGUCUACUUAUGGCAAUGGACAUAUUCCAUUAGAUCGCCUGCAAGUGCCAACAACGCCGUAUACAGAUGCAUCACCGAUACCUCGCGACUCGGCGUCCAGCGACUCGGAUUUGGACCUGGACGACCUCGAUCCCGCCACCGACGAAUCCGCAACAUUGAGUAACCCGCACAGGCGCAAAAUCUCCCAGCAUGAAAACAACUUUCAUGGUCACUCUUCCAAAGAUGACGAGAACCCCCAACGUCUCUUUCUCCAGUGCCUGCUCCUUGAAGCCGGCAUCCUCUUCCACAGCAUCUUCAUCGGCAUGGCCGUCUCCGUUGCGCAAGGCACGCAAUUCGCUGUCCUGCUUAUCGCCAUUUGCUUCCAUCAGACCUUUGAAGGAUUUGCGCUCGGCUCGCGCAUUGCGGCACUCAUACCUGCGCUGUUCGACGCUUCUUCGCCCAAACCCUGGCUAAUGGCUCUCGCGUAUGGCGCGACAACACCCAUUGGCCAGGCAAUGGGAAUCGUCUUGCACUCUUUGUAUGACCCUGCGAGCAAGGUGGGACUGUUGAUGGUCGGUAUCACGAAUGCCAUCUCCAGUGGUCUUUUGCUUUUUGCUGGGCUGGUGCAAUUGAUCGCAGAGGACUUCCUUAGUGAAAAGAGCUAUGAGGUUUUGAAGGGCAAACGAAGGAUCGAAGCAUGUCUCGCUGUGGGCUUGGGAGGGCUAUUGAUGGCGAUAGUGGGAGCAUUUGCCUGA